Molecule: messenger RNA, 813 nt
Organism: Lactuca virosa
Lineage: Eukaryota; Viridiplantae; Streptophyta; Magnoliopsida; Asterales; Asteraceae
Source: the annotation of a GenBank genome assembly
CUGUAAUAAAUGCUCUUGUUCUCUUGAAAGAAGACAGGCAGUAACUCUGAGCUUUUUCUUUUUCAACAAAAAAAAAAUGGAAGAGGGAAGAGUUGGUUUCAUACAAGAAGCUUUGAGAGGUUUUCUCAAGUGUUUAGGGUUAGAUAGUACCGGAGGAGGAAAAGACACUCCUCCCGUUGAAGGAGAGGUUGUGAAUAACCCUCCACCACCACUUAAUCCGACACCACAAACCACUUAUGAACCCAUACCCUCUGUAGAUGAUCCGUUUACCACCGAUCCACUGGUUGGAGCUCUGACGUCAUCUAUUGAGAAGCCUGUAGUAUCAACAAGGGAUAUUGGUGGUGAUGAGAGUAAUUUCAGUAUGGUUACUAUAGAUGAAAUUAUGAACACAAGCGGUGGCACAACCGCUGAAGCACAUUAUGUUGAGCUACUGGACAAUGGUACAAACAAUAUGAGCCUCCUUACUACUCGUCUAAUUAGCAGCGGGGGUGGUGGAAAAAGUCAUUGAAGCAUCAAAAAAAAAAAAAACGAUGGUGAUCACAUGCAGUGGUGAUGGUAAGACCAAUAUAUAUGGCCACUAAUAAAUUACAGUACGUUUGUUGGUCUUGUGAUCAUCAGUCAUUUCACAUCAUCACAUGUUUAAUGUAUAUGUCUGUCCAAGUUAUAUAAUAUGGUCUCUUUUUCGUAUGUGUGGUUUGGUACUAUUCAUGUCUUUAUAUUCUGGUUUGUACAAUUUGGUAGCUAAUGUACAUUUAAUAUUCUGAAUAUUGAUUUUGUAGAUAUCCAAAUAAAAGAUAAUAAACUGGUGAUGCA